AACCCCUUUCAUCUCUCUGAAGUGCUGGGCCCUAAAGGCCUUUUUUGAUCAAGAAACUAAUGCUGAUGGGGGAGCCGGCAGAAUGCUCUGUAGCAAAAUCCUCACAUGAAAUUUGGGCUAAACUUGUUCCAUCAGACUCAAGAUAUUCAGAUGUAGAGAUAAGGUCUGAUGAGAAAAUAAUAUGUUCUGAGAUGACGUCUUCUGGUGAUAAACAAAAUUGGUGCAAAAUAAUAAGGAACUCUGAUUUAUGUUCUGCCACAGUUAAAAACAAUAGUCAAAAUACUAUACUAGUUGAUGGGGCUGAGGUUUGCAAUGAAGACUCCAUUCUUAUCAAGGAUGGAAGUGAAAUUAUUUCAGGUCCUCAUAGAGAAGGGUUUGUCAGCUAUAAAUUUAAUAUCGUGUCUAGCGCAGAAACCAGCCAAAGGCAGCUAAAGAUACAUGUGGAUGUUGACAAUGUAAAAUGCAGCAUCUGCUUAAACGUAUGGCAUGAUGUAGUCACUGUUGCUCCAUGCCUACAUAAUUUUUGCAACGGUUGCUUCUCAGAGUGGUUAAGAAGGUCACAAGAAAAACAUUCAACUGUACUCUGUCCUCACUGUAGAGCAGUCGUACAAUUUGUUGGCAAAAACCAUUUUCUACGAAACAUUGCAGAGGAUAUACUAAGAGCUGAUUCUUCCCUCAGACGCUCAGAUGAAGAAGUUGCACUGUUAGAUUCGUAUUCAUCAAUACGAUCAAAUCUUGUCAUUGGACCUCGAAAUAAACGUCGUCGAAAGAGGGCUUACUCACCAUUGGAUGAUCAAAGUGAUGACACAAACCUUCAAUGCCCACAGUGUGUCGCUGAAGUUGGUGAGUUUCAAUGCAACCCAAAUACUGUUCAUAUUCAAUGUCAAGCUUGUGGAGGAAUGAUGCCUUCCCGUAAUGGUUUUGGCGUUGCUCAAUAUUGUUCAGGGUGUGACAGAGCAUUUUGUGGAGCAUACUGGCUUGCUUUAGGGAUAACCAGGAGUGACUCUUACCCUGUUUGCAGCCAGGAUACUUUAAAACCUAUUAUAGAACAUAAUAUCUCAAGAAUCCCUGUUGCAGCACAUGAAAAGAAUUUACAUGAACAGAAUAUUACAGAGAGUUGUAUUGGACAAAUGGGGAGGACAUUGCAGGAUGUUAUUGCUGAGUGGAUAGCGAAGCUGAACAACAGAGAAAUUGAUAGAACGAUGUUGCCACUGAAUCACUCUGAGAUGAUAAAUUCAAGGACACUUGUAUGCCGUGAGUGUUAUGAGAAGUUGGUUUCGUUUCUUUUGUACUGGUUUCGAAUUUCACUGCCGAAACAUUUUCUGCCAGCAGAAGCAGCAAGGAGGGAAGAUUGCUGGUAUGGAUAUGCAUGUCGGACUCAGCACCGCAGUGAAGAGCAUGCUCGCAAACGAAAUCAUGUGUGUCGACCCACUAAAGGUUCUCAUGCCUAAAUGUAAAUAUUUUUCUUCGUUAGAUUUCUGACUUUAUCACGUUAUGCCAGCCUGACUUUUGGCUCCUAAAAGCUCAUUUAGGUCCUUUGCUCGUGUUUAGAUUUGACGUUUGUAACUUGCUUUUUGCUCAAAAGUCAUUUAAAAUUGAAACAAUUUUUUUUCUUCUAA
Molecule: messenger RNA, 1619 nt
Organism: Neltuma alba
Lineage: Eukaryota; Viridiplantae; Streptophyta; Magnoliopsida; Fabales; Fabaceae
Product: E3 ubiquitin-protein ligase CHFR
Exons: 15
Coding region: 60-1451 (463 amino acids)
Biological process (GO): protein ubiquitination; ubiquitin-dependent protein catabolic process; mitotic cell cycle checkpoint signaling
Cellular component (GO): nucleus
Molecular function (GO): metal ion binding; ubiquitin-protein transferase activity
Source: RefSeq, a predicted model, not a curated record